CGGCUUCCAUCCUAUGUUGCGACUGGCGCAUCCAGCCACCGACGAUACGCCGGAUACGGGCUGAACGGGUCUGUACCAGGCGAUGACAGGGGUUCUCUGAGGGCAACCAAGCCAAUUUGGGUGCCCGGGAGCGCGUACCUGCGCGGUUGCCGAGCCAACAAGGCGCCGAUAAGCUUCACUCAGCUUCCAGCCUCCCUCUAAAAACGAGCCAAGUUCCGUCGACUUCUUUCCGCAGCGGGGGAGCCGCGGAAUGGACUUUGACUUGAGACCCUUGAGGCCAAUUAAGCUAGCCCGAUUUCUUCGAAAGACAUGUCGUCACAUGGAACUGGAAUGAUUGUUCGAUAAUUCGUCCUUCCGUUGCUGAACCACAUCUCUUUCAACAUUCGGGUGACCAGCGAAUAUCCGGUAUUUCUCAACACCAAGCCGCCAAAGCAACAGCAGCGCCGUCGCCAAAAUGGGGGGCACCGACCAACCCUUCCUGUACGAUUACGACCCCGUCAGGUACAGCAUCGAUGAUCGUCUUCCACCCAAACUCUUCGACCCAAAGGCCAUCACAAGAGCAAGCUUCGAGAAGCCCAAGCCAAAACCCAAGCCGGAUGGCCCGCUUGUCUCAUUCAAUGUCCAUCCAGAUGCCUAUCCCCCUACAGAGCGCACCAUCAAGAGUUUCCGGCCCAUGGGCCCUAGGUCCAAAAGAUGGAUCAUAAGGAUGAGGAAUGUUCAGUUGGUCUUUAGGCUGCUUCAAUUUCUUGGUGCCGCCGGCUUGCUGGUAAUUAUGAUCAUGUUGAACAACAUGCAAGAAGUGACCGGCUUGGUCCUCAGGAUCGCGCUUGGCGUCGCCAUACUUCACACGGCUUAUGGCAUUUACCACCUCUGGAAGCCUGCCGGUGGACGGGCGCCAAUGUCUUCUACUGCCUACCAUUUCGGCGUCAUUAUUGUCGAUAUUGCCGCUUGUCUAGUCUACGCAUAUGGAGUUUACGCGGUCCGCAAGCAUGGCGCUACGUGGGGUACCCUUCUUCCCGACAAGUCGGUGCUUCAGUACUUCAUCCCAGCCGUUCAGUACGGACUCAUCGGCGCAGGCGGACUCCAUGUUGUUUCCAUCGGCAUCUCGGUCUUCCUCACCAUCCAGUUCUGGCGCAUCUGCAAGAUGCCGCCAGAUAUGAACCCCUUGGAGGAUAACCUCACCUCACGCGCCCACCAGAGGAACAAGUCCUCGGUCGUUUCCAUCUCGACCUACGCCGACGACAAUAAGCGGCCUGGCACAGUCGCUGGCAGUCACCGUGACUCCAGCAUUCAUAACGGUGACGAGCUCGUCCGCCCACGCGGUAUUCCCUUUAUGCAUACUAGGCAGAGCUCAGAUCUUUCCGAGCGGUCUUUUGGCAAGCGCGAGUCUCGAGUCACGGUAGACCUCCCGGAUCGCCAGUACCAAAUCUCACCCGGCAACUCACCACGCCGUUCUAUGCCUCCUCGAUCUUCCUAUCACGGUUCCUACUCCGACCAGGUCCCGUUCGCCAACCAGGGUGCUGCUAACCCCCGCACCAGCUUCGCUUCCGGCCGACCUAGCACCUCGUACAACAACGGCGAGCAGAUAACCGCCUCGCCCACCUCCAUGUCUCCAACCAAACCACAACAGCCACGUGGCGGCAAGUUCCAAGAAGCCUGGUAUACCACCGAGUCACUCUUCAACCGCACCCACGAGCGCAACCGCGCCAUGAAGGAAGCCCAAAAGAACGGCGGCGGAAACCGCGCCUACGAAGCCAUAACCGAUUACUACGACACCCACGACUCCGACGACGAUCAUCAGCAGCUGCAACAAAACUCAUACUCCCCUCCCCCUCCAGCCCGCGACAACCACAAAAAGGGCUACCGAAACAGCCACAAAGAUGAGGACGUCAACGAUGAUGACAUCGACCUCGCAGACCUGCACCCCAACCCCUUGCGCUCCAACCCUUCUUCGCCGACCUUGAUCAUCGACUCGGAGUUGGAGCCCGAAAGGUCAAUCACCCCCUUCAGCCGGUUGCGCGAAUCAAUUCUUCGUCCGCUGAAUCUGAACCCGUUGAAUAUCAAGAAAGUCCGCCAGUCCAAACCACAAAACAACAACCAUCUGAAACCGGAUAGCCAAGAACCAAUGAGAAACCGUGACUCCUCCAUCCAGCCCGAGACUUUCUUCUCUUCUGCUGCUGCUGCCGGCGGAGGAGGAGGAGGAGGAAAGCCUUACGAUCCUAGUACCUCUGACACGCCUCCGACGCUGCUUGCUGGCCAUCCCGAUAAUAACCGGGUGGUCUCGUCUGGUUACGACCACGAUUUUUCGUAUGGCGGAGCAGGAGCGGGCAGGCAGAGACUUGUCAGUGGUAAAGUUGCUGAGGAGGGCAUGGCUGGUGGGUUUUCGGAGGAUAUAACGGAGGGAGGGAGGCAGAAUAAGAAGAGGCUGACGGUUACGAAUGCUUAGUGGGCAUGGUAGUAAGUUGGAUGCCUACUUACUUGGAUGAAAGGAGGGGUGUUUGUGGAUGAUGGAUGGACAAAUAUGCUGUUGAAAUAAUGUCGUGAUGAUAAUGGAUUUCUCAAGCGGUUUCGCUGUGUUUAGCUAGCAGGUUCUGGAGUUAAAGGGAUGGGUUUUCGAGUUCGAAGGCAUGAUAUCACUGUUACGAAAAGUUGAGCGAAUGUAUAUCAACUGAACAAAUGGCAGAUUCUGUAGCGUCUUGUGUGUCUUGGUAGUUAGGU
Neurospora tetraspora is the source of this 2718-nucleotide messenger RNA. RefSeq lists its product as uncharacterized. The transcript is spliced from 3 exons. Bases 455 to 2446 code for a protein of 663 amino acids. NCBI's taxonomy places the organism in Eukaryota, Fungi, Ascomycota, Sordariomycetes, Sordariales, Sordariaceae. The record is from RefSeq and is a predicted model, not a curated record.